Molecule: messenger RNA, 210 nt
Organism: Schistosoma mattheei
Lineage: Eukaryota; Metazoa; Platyhelminthes; Trematoda; Strigeidida; Schistosomatidae
Source: the annotation of a GenBank genome assembly
AUGAACAAUAGUAUUGAAUUCAAUUUAAAUGUUAUUGAAUUAAUCAAUAAUCAAACAUGUUUAUUAUUUAUAAAAACAUUUUAUGAUUUACCAUCUACAUAUCAAAUGAAUCCAAAUAUUUAUUCCAUUAUAAAAUCAUUACAUUAUUAUGAUCAUUAUUAUGAUUUAUUACAAUGGAAUAUUAUUAUACCAAUUAUUAUUGUAUAUUAA